Messenger RNA from Penicillium angulare, 3192 nucleotides. RefSeq names its product ribonuclease Z. The transcript has a single exon. Lineage: Eukaryota; Fungi; Ascomycota; Eurotiomycetes; Eurotiales; Aspergillaceae. Gene Ontology annotation, molecular function: 3'-tRNA processing endoribonuclease activity. Gene Ontology annotation, biological process: mitochondrial tRNA 3'-end processing. Gene Ontology annotation, cellular component: mitochondrion. The record is from RefSeq and is a predicted model, not a curated record. Bases 1 to 3192 code for a protein of 1063 amino acids.
AUGAAGGCCGAAUUCCAGGUUACCACGACCCCGACUGCGGACACGCCGGGCACCGCUAUCUUCUUGGCUUAUCCCGACAAACGUUACUUCUUUGGCCAAAUAUCACCAGGCCUGCAGCGCGCAUGUAUUGAACGUGGCGCUAAGCUUGUUGGUUUGACCGAUGUCUUCAUCACGGGUCGAACAGAAUGGGCCAACACUGGUGGUCUAAUUGGUGUCAUUUUGACCAUGGCGGAUGCUCUUGCAUCUGCCAAUGCUGCCUUGGAAGAAGAGAAUCGCAAGAAGGCCAUUCGAAAAUCACUCGCCGAGGCUCUUCCUAAAGGGAAGCAGCCUCCUGUCGCUUUAGAGCAACACUUGUAUAAAGGCCAACUCACACUUCAUGGUACAGACAAUCUGACUCACACCUUGGCCACUGCUCGGCGAUUCGUAUUCCGAAAGGGAAUGCCCAUUUUUACGAAAGAGUACAAUACCGAAAGCAUCGCUGCCCGGUGUCGCGAUAGCGAGACCGAAGAUCCAUUUGAAAAGCCUUCGUGGUCCGAUCAUAACAUCAAAGUAUGGGCGAUGCCCAUCAGAGCCCCCACCUCCCCAACGACGUUGAACCCGCCCACUCAGCCGCGACCACAGAGCCCUCGAAAGCGUAGCCUAGAUGAAUAUAGAGAAACCACUUCAGCUGGGACCAUUCUCACUCAGCCUGCUAGUGACUUGCUGGUACGACAGGCUAUUGUGACAGACAUGUUUAACUCGACCUGGAAGAUGGAUGCCCUGGUAGAGACACCUAUUGCAGACGUCAAUAUGCCCGCUGCGAUGUUUGUUCGAAACCCUGAGACCAAAGAUAUGGAGCCUUAUAAUGGUCCAAAGCCAGGAGAGAGCCAGCCGUUGCCCGACAUCAAAGUAUUCGUUCGACAACCCUGGCCUGGCGCAAAGGUUGAAACUCUACCCCCUACGUCACCUUCAAGGGAAGCGCUUUGCUAUAUCGUUCGAAGCCAUGAUACACGUGGUAAAUUCGAGCCAAAGAAGGCCAAGGAGCUGCGGGUGAAAAUGGGACCCGACUUUGCUCGUCUGACAAAGGGAGAGAGCGUUCUGUCAGAAGACGGCAAGACAAUUACUGCAGAUAUGGUGUUGGGACCAACCAGAUUGGGCUCCGGGACUGCUAUUAUGGAUGUCCCAUCAGUGGAAUAUGUGGAGUCAGUGGUGAAUCGGCCUGAAUGGAAAUCACCAGCUGUAACAACUGGCCUCAAGACUUUCAUCUGGAUUCUAGGUCCGGGGGUGGGAGAUCACCCUAAGCUUCGCCAAUUCGUGGCAGAUAUGUCUCACUGCGAGCAUACAGUGUCUAGCACUGAUUAUUGCCCUAAUUAUCUGGCGCUUUCCGGCGCCGCUCAAGCUGCAAUUCGACUAGCUCGACUUAAGCGUGAUACCUACUCAAUUCCCGUUCAUAACAACGUGACCCUCCCCCAGAACAGGGCUAUAAUUCCUAAUACUCCUUCAAAUCCAGCUGCAACUAAAGACGCUCCGUUUGAGCCGCUUGAGCCGGGGCUUGUCAUCGAUGUGGAACCUAUCUACAAAAUAAACAAAGGACUGGUUGUUCCUCAUUUGAAUACAGCGCAAACGGUCUUCAAUAUCCCUAAAUCAGUUGAGCAACGAAUGUCAACUAUUCGGGAACGUGUCGCUAAACCGCUAUUCAAGGGUCAAUUGGAGGAGUUUAGAAAGGAUCUUCCUGGGGGAGAUGCUGAAGUUAUCGCCCUUGGAACAGGCUCUUCGGCCCCCUCAAAGUACCGCAAUGUCUCUGCCACCUUGGUAUAUGCCCCCGGAUCUGGCUACUAUCUACUAGAUUGCGGUGAGAACACUUUGGGUCAACUGGAGCGAGUGUUCGAGCCAGAGCAGCUGCGCGAGGUUCUUCGAAAUCUCCGUAUGAUAUGGAUUAGCCACCUGCACGCUGAUCACCAUCUUGGUACGAUCUCAGUCAUUAAGGCCUGGUAUCACGAAAAUUAUGGCGCUGAUGCCAAACCAACAAAUCCACCUGAAACGGACCUGAACAAAAUUUUGCAAGAAAAGCGUCUUGUUUUGGUCUCCGAUGAAAUGAUGGUCACAUGGCUUGAAGAGUAUGCAUCAGUUGAAGAUUUUGGCGCUGAUAAGCUCAUUUCUCUUUCUGCGCACCCCGAAAUUUCUCAGAGCUCCAUUGUUACUAAGUUCACCCACCGUCAUAUCAAGAAUGGUGCGCCUCCGUUUGGACUGCAUGCGCCAGACAGAACAAUUCUUGAUUUCAACGACGACUCGUCCCCUCUCACAGCGCUUCUCAAAUCAGCCACAGGCCUCACAGACCUUCUUACCGCACAAGUAAAACACUGCCGUGGAGCACUCGCCGUCUCUUUUGUAUUCCCAGAUGGAUUCAAGGUUUCUUACUCAGGUGACUGCAGACCGUCAGACAAGUUUGCAGCCAUCGGUCAGGACUCCACCAUCCUUAUCCACGAGGCGACUUUCCAAGAUGACAUGAUUGGCUCUGCCCUUGCAAAGCGCCACUCAACGUCCGGCGAGGCCCUGGAAGUCGGCCGUCGCAUGGGAGCUCGUACUGUACUCCUAACACAUUUCAGUCAGCGGUACGCCAAGAUUGCUCGGUUUGAAAACAACGCCGGAGGGGGAGUUCCCGGUAUCUCGCCCAAGAAGGCCGCUGCCACCAUAAAGCCCGAAGAUGCUGAUAUCCCCUUCGACGAUCCGGAAGAUGAGCCUGGUGUUUCGGCAUCUGCCGCCAAGCUCCUGGAUGACAUCCGCUUCCCGUCUAGGGACCGACCUGCUCUCCCCCACAGGCCACUUCCAACUCCCAAUAUGGGUGCGCCUGUUGCUGCUGCUAUGGAUUACUUUCGUGUUAAGAUUCGAGAUUUUCCCUUGGCGCAGGCUUUCGCUCCAGCCUCGGAGAAGCUUAUCGCGGUACUUGAACGCCACAGCGAGCAAGUAUCUGCUGUCAACAAGAAAAAAGUCCAAGACGAUGAAAAGGCUCAGAAGGUCAAGAAGAGUGCUAAGUUUACUGGAAAGAAAGCUGCUGCUGCUGCAGCGGCAGCUGCGGCAGUGGCUGUCACCGAUAAUGCACAGACUGAAGAGGAGAAGCCCGAAGAGAUAAUCGAUCCGGAAGCUGUGUUCCUUGCCAGCGAAAGUGAAGCCGGGUGGGAAACAAGUGAUGCUGAAGAUUCCCAUGAAGUUUAA